AUGAAGGUCUUCGUCGCCGACGCCGAUGUCCCAGGCCUAAGGGCACUGAGCAAGCAGCUCAACACAAACCCGCAGGAUCCAGCUAUCUAUACGACUGAAGUCGACGUGGCGGAGUGGGAAUCAAUCGAGCGGGCUUUCCGGUACGCGGUCAGUGCAAUGGGCAGGAUUGACUACGUGUUUCCAAUCGCUGGCAUCGGCGAACGACGAAGCUUCCCUAACAAGCCAAAGUCGGAUGAGUAUGUGAAGCCGGACAUGAGCGUCAUUGAUAUCGACCAGAUUGGUGUGAUAUACACCGUCAGUCUGGCGGUGCAGCACUUUCGGCGGCUGGAGAAGAACAGGCAUGGCGUCAAGGGGAGGAGUGCGUGCUCUUCCUUCCGGGAAAAAUGUCUCAAUGCUGACCGGUUGACCACAGUUGUUGCUGUGGCAUCAGUAUGCGGCUUCUACAUCCAUACGACCAUCCCGCUUUACACCGCUGCAAAACACGCCAUCGUAGGCUUCACCCGCUCCUACGGCAAAAUCCUCGCCGAAGAAUCCAUCACCUUCAACUCCGUCUGCCCCAACAAGAUCCGCACCUCCAUCGGCACCGCCGAGUCCUACGAGAAGGCUGAGAAAGCCGGCUGUCUAGUGCCAAUGGAGAAGCUGCUCGAGUGCUUCGAGAUGUUGCUUUCAGGUGGCGAGCACAAGGAUCUGUCGGGAGAGUGCCUGGAAGUGGCGCCGCAGUUGGGAAUCAGGAUUGCGCCGAAGGUUGAGUUUGUGAAUGAGGAGAGUAAGAAGAGUGCGGAGAUCACUUAUGAGAGAAGUCAUUAUUUGCAUGAGGUGGUGGAGUAG
Saxophila tyrrhenica is the source of this 828-nucleotide messenger RNA. RefSeq lists its product as uncharacterized. The transcript is spliced from 3 exons. The coding region runs from base 1 to 828 and encodes 275 amino acids. Lineage: Eukaryota; Fungi; Ascomycota; Dothideomycetes; Mycosphaerellales; Extremaceae. Gene Ontology annotation, molecular function: oxidoreductase activity, acting on the CH-OH group of donors, NAD or NADP as acceptor. Gene Ontology annotation, cellular component: cytoplasm. The record is from RefSeq and is a predicted model, not a curated record.